ACUACGCAAGGGUUUAGGCUAUCGCCCUUCCCAACCGGAGACCACGGCCUCUGACCACUGCCAUGGAUCCGGCGAAGGCGGCGGAGAACACCAUUCUCGAACACCUCCAGAGCCAUGAUGAGAUUCCUGAUUCGCAGAAGUUCGCCGCCUCCUCCGGCUUCGAUCAUGGCGUUGUGGAGAACGUCAUCAAGAGCCUCUGCGGCUCCAGAACCAUAGAAGCCAAUGAGAUCAAGGAGGAAAGGUGGGCGCUCACGGAUGAGGGCAAGUCUUAUGUUGAUUCUGGAUCGCCUGAGGUGCAAUUCUUUCGGGCUUUGCCCUCUGAGGGUGAAAUCCUCAUGAAGGACCUCGAGAAAAAAUUAGAUCCAACUGUGUAUAAGGUGGGGCCAUCUGCGGCAAUUGUGAACAAAUGGGUUACCAUGAGGAAGGAGAAGAGGGAAGUCCCUGGGAGUACGAAGCCGGAAACCAUUGUAUAUGUUUCUCGAAAGAUUAAUGGUGUGGAAGAUAAGGUCAAAGAUUUGCUCCAAAAAAUUGAAGCUGGCGAGGCUGUUGAUGAGAAGGAUGUUGAUGCUCUGAAAAGGAGAAAGCUUGUUAUUCUACAGACUUGGAGGGGUUACUCAAUAAGAAAAGGUCCCGAGUAUGUACUUGUUAGAGAAAAAACUGCAACUGAUUUAACGCGAGAGCAUAUACAAAGAGGUGAUUGGAAACAGUUAAAAUUUAAAGAGUAUAAUCUGAGUGCUCAAGUUCAGCCAAUCCAAAUUGGUUAUGUUCAACCUUUGCUGGAGGUGAAAGAGGAAAUCCAAAAUAUCUUCCUUCAGAUGGGUUUUGAGGAGAUGCCAACAAACAAUUAUGUUGAAAGCAGCUUUUGGAAUUUUGAUGCCUUGUUCCAGCCACAACAACAUCCUGCCCGUGAUUCGCAUGACACAUUCUUUCUCAAAGUUCCUUCUACCACAAAACAACUUCCAGAAGAUUAUCUGGAGAGGGUAAAGCAAGUUCAUCAAUCUGGUGGUUACGGAUCCAAAGGUUAUGAAUAUGAUUGGAAACGGGAGGAAGCUGAGAAAAAUCUACUUCGAACUCACACUACUGCAGUUUCUACAAGAAUGCUUUACAAGCUUGCUCAACAGAAAUCUUUUGUUCCAAAGAGGUACUUCUCAAUCGACCGGGUUUUUCGUAAUGAAGCUGUAGACCGAACUCAUCUUGCUGAGUUCCAUCAGAUUGAAGGUCUUAUAUGUGAUCGGGGACUUAGCCUAGGUGAUUUGCUUGGAGUCCUGGAGGACUUCUUUUCCCGCCUUGGGAUGACAAAACUACGGUUCAAACCUGCUUAUAAUCCAUAUACUGAACCUAGCAUGGAAAUUUUCAGUUAUCAUGAUGGCUUAAAGAAAUGGGUGGAGGUUGGAAACUCCGGCAUGUUUAGACCUGAAAUGUUGUUGCCGAUGGGUCUCCCAGAAGAUGUCAAUGUUAUUGCAUGGGGUCUUUCCCUUGAAAGGCCAACUAUGAUUCUCUACGGAAUUGACAACAUUCGAGAUCUCUUCGGACACAAGGUUGACUUUGAUGUUAUAAAGAACAACCCACUUUGCCGUCUGGGAUUGCAGUAAUAUUCGCCCACCAAAUUGAAAGAUACAACAUUUUCGCACUCCAGUCAAAAUUGUUGCUACUGUUCUUCCUCUUUUAUACUUUCCAGCCGAAUUUUGCAGAAUGCUGAUUCAAGAUUUCCAUACAUUGAAAGUAAGAGCUUGUUUGUGUACCUCAUUAAUUUAGAGAUGGCAUUUCCGGAGAUAUGUUAGUCGGAAUUAUUCACUCAAGAUAUCCAUACGUUGAAACUAUGAGCUUGUUUGUGACCUUAUUAAUUUAGAGAUGGCAUGUCCUUAUUUAGAGCUUCCUUCCGUA
Dioscorea cayenensis subsp. rotundata (Guinea yam) is the source of this 1884-nucleotide messenger RNA. Its product is annotated as phenylalanine--tRNA ligase alpha subunit, cytoplasmic. The record is from RefSeq and is a predicted model, not a curated record. Gene Ontology annotation, molecular function: phenylalanine-tRNA ligase activity; ATP binding; tRNA binding. Lineage: Eukaryota; Viridiplantae; Streptophyta; Magnoliopsida; Dioscoreales; Dioscoreaceae. The coding region runs from base 63 to 1592 and encodes 509 amino acids. The transcript has 18 exons. Gene Ontology annotation, cellular component: cytoplasm; phenylalanine-tRNA ligase complex; cytosol. Gene Ontology annotation, biological process: phenylalanyl-tRNA aminoacylation.